Messenger RNA from Cyphellophora attinorum, 1335 nucleotides. RefSeq lists its product as uncharacterized. The transcript is spliced from 3 exons. Lineage: Eukaryota; Fungi; Ascomycota; Eurotiomycetes; Chaetothyriales; Cyphellophoraceae. The record is from RefSeq and is a predicted model, not a curated record. The coding region runs from base 1 to 1335 and encodes 444 amino acids.
AUGCUGUCUUCGAGCCCACGGAUGCAGCCGAUCUACGUUGGGCUGCUCCUUCUGUGCCUUGCUCAGGGGAGCUUGGCUGCCAGGAAGUACGUCAACUGGUUCGCCGACAGUAAGGGCAUCUUCCAACCCAUCUCCGCCGGUACCUGCAAUGCCACACUGAAAGCCUACAAUGACGAGUACGAUGCGCUGGGAGGAGCGUGGUGGAUCGAUCUGGGGCUGCGGAAGUACUCCCCCAUAUACGGCCUAUGCAGAGACCAGAUGACCUGCAUCAUCAACAACCUUGAUGAAGCCUCCAAAGCCAGUCUCGCAUCUGGCCAGGUUGUCCUCGGUCUUUUGCCGACCCUGCUGGCCGUCAUUUCGCCCAGCAUUGCAGAGUUGGCCUUGUUGUCUGUACAUCGACCAUUGUUGGGCGGUCUGAUCAGUAUUGGCAGCCCUGUUACCAGACUCGCACUUGCGCUCGGACCAUGGAGCAAGACCACUUCGACCGUCGUCAGCGUCAUCCAGUAUUUACUCGUCCUGGGGUCUGGUGCGAAUGUUUUGUGGCUCGCAGCUGAGCUUGGUGUGCGCUCGAUCUUGAGCUGGGGUUGUACUCGCAGUUGGCCUGUCAUGCUCUGGGCAGCAUUUCCGCUAGUGAUUCAUCUGUUCAGUACCGUUGGGUACCGACUUACUCUGGAUCCCACCACGCGACAUGUUCGCCCACCAGUCGUGUUGCACAAGCAAGACAGCUUCUUCACUCCGCCACCGCCUUCGCGGAUCGCAUCAUCCUUAAAGGAUCCGCCACAAGCUGACAAGUCCGGCCCGUUCACUUCGAUCACAUCAACAAUCACCAACGAAAUACCGCUCCUACCAAUACAGAACCCUUCCACAGAUGUGCAAGUCGUCGAGAACACACCAGCCAGCUCACGUCUGUGGACCGUCAUUAAGCGCGAGUUCAUCCCAUGUGCAGCACAUCCAGACACCGUUAUCAACAACCGUCUGCCCCUCGAGCAUCCAAACACUCGCGUCAAGGUCGGCAUCGCACUCAACUGCUUUGCCGGCUUCCUCUCUUGCAUGCACCUGCUCUACGGCACAGUCGUAUUCGCCAGCUUCAACUUCAUCUAUGUUCUGGACGUCAUCUCGAACAUCUCGCUGAGGUUCUUAGUUAGCAGUAUUGUCUGUCGCUUGGUGAUUUUGUUGGAGAUUGCUGGUAUGAGAGGCGCGAGGAUGGCGGCGAUGGCGCAACGCGGUCAGGAAAAGGACGAUUCUGUUGUCAAGUUCACGAAUGGGCCCAAUGGGGAUGAGGCGGGGAAGUUGAUUGGCUCGAGGAAGCCAUAUCGACGGCAGAUGCGGCUGUGA